UUCUAAGAUUUUUUUUUUUUUUUUUUUUUGUUUAGAUUGCAGUGAAAAAUGAUGAAGGAGGACGGUGGAGAUGGGAAGAGGAAGAAAAGGAAUGAGCAGAAGGUGCCGUUUUAUAAGCUGUUCUCUUUCGCGGAUAAUCAAGACAUCGUUCUCAUGACGGUGGGAUCCAUCGCCGCCGUGGCCAACGGCCUUUCACAACCGUUCAUGACUGUCAUCUUCGGCCGGCUCAUUAACUCCUUUGCGUCCUUGGAUCCGUCCCAUGCAGUUCAGGAGGUUUCGAAGCAUCAAUCUGGUACAGACAUUCCAACUGAAUUUCUAACGAUUUUUAGCGUUGAAGUUAUCCUACUAUUUGCUUACUUGGCAAUUUAUGCCGCCAUAGCCGCAUUCCUUCAGGUGGCGUGUUGGAUGGUGACUGGAGAAAGACAGGCCAAUCGCAUCCGUGCUUUGUACUUGAAAACCAUAUUGAGACAGGACAUUGGUUACUUUGACACUGAUACGACCACGGGAGAAGUGAUUGGAAGAAUGUCAGGGGAUACAGUUCUCAUUCAAGAUGCAAUGGGGGAGAAGGUUGGAAAAUUUAUGCAAGUUGUCUCAACAUUUGUUGGUGGCAUUGUAAUUGCUUAUGCAAGAGGAUGGCUUCUCGCACUAGUCGUAUCUACUUUUCUUCCUUGCAUUGUCGUGGCAGGAGGUGCCUCGGCACUGAUGAUGGCAAAAUUUUCAAGCCGCGGACAGCUUGCAAAUGCAGCAGCUGGAGGUGCAGUAGAACAAACAGUUUCAGCCAUUCGAACGGUUGCAUCCUUCACGGGGGAGAAGCGGGCAAUAGAAAAAUACAACAGUAAGCUACAGAUUGCCUACAAGGCUACUGUCCACCAAGGACUAGCCUCAGGUUUACAACUUGGUGUAAUGCUGUUUGUUAUCUUUGGUGGCUAUUCACUUGCCACAUGGUAUGGAUCCAAACUAAUUGUUGAAAAAGGAUACAGUGGUGGGCAAGUCAUCAAUGUCAUCAUGGCAUUAAUGAUUGGUGGAUUGUCUAUCAGUCAGGCGUCUCCUUGUAUGAACGCAUUUGCAUCUGGACAGGCAGCAGCUUAUAAGAUGUUUGAGACAAUCAAAAGAAAACCAACAAUUGAUCCUUAUGACACUUCUGGAAUAGUGCUAGAAGACUUCCGGGGUGACAUUGAACUCAAGAAUGUGUUUUUCAGGUACCCUGCCAGACCUGAUGUGGAGAUAUUUUCUGGUUUCUCAAUACAUAUUCCUAGUGGCAAAACUGCAGCGCUGGUGGGGCAGAGUGGAAGUGGGAAAUCAACAGUUAUUAGCCUGGUUGAGAGAUUCUAUGAUCCUGAUUCUGGGGAAGUACUUGUGGAUGGGGUUGAUUUGAAAAAAUUGCAGCUCAGAUGGCUAAGGGAACAAGUUGGGCUAGUUGGUCAGGAGCCUACUCUGUUUGCAACUACCAUUAGGGAAAACAUAGCAUAUGGCAAGGAAAAUGCAACUGAUCAGGAGAUUAGAACAGCAAUUGAACUUGCUAAUGCUGCAAAGUUCAUUGACAAGUUGCCUCAGGGGCUGGAUACAAUGCUGAGCGGAACUCAGCUUUCUGGAGGACAGAAGCAAAGACUUGCAAUUGCUAGAGCCAUUAUAAAGAACCCAAAAAUCCUCCUCCUGGAUGAGGCUACAAGCGCACUGGAUGCUGAAUCUGAACGGAUUGUUCAAGAUGCAUUGGAAAAAAUCAUGAUGGACAGAACGACUGUGGUGGUGGCACAUCGUCUGACCACCAUCAGGAAUGCAGACAUUAUUGCAGUGGUGCACCAAGGGAAACUUGUGGAGCAAGGAACUCAUGAUGAAUUGGUCAGAGACCUCGAAGGUGCAUAUUCACAACUAAUUCGUCUGCAAGAGGGAGCAAAAGAAGCUACAGAUGCUCACGUGGGAAUUGCUUCCGAUGCAGAUAAGUUAAUGCCCAGGUCUCUCAGCCUGGGUUCGAAUCUCAGAUCGGGAAGCAGAAAUUCAUCAAGCAGACACAGCUCCUUCCAUCUAAGCUUUGGUUUUCCGAGUCUGGAUGGCAUGAGGCCAACUGAAGAAGAAAGUGAGGACAACCAUCCUAGUAUCAAAGCAGACACCGAAAAGAGCAAGGCGGUUUCCAUGAGAAGGCUGGCAUACCUGAACAAGCCAGAGUUACUGAUACUUUUAGUAGGUUCCAUUGCUGCAGCCAUACAUGGAUUGAUCUUCCCCAUAUAUGGUCUCUUAUACUCAUCCGCCAUUAAAUCCUUCUUUGAACCACCGAAGAUGCUUCUACAAGAUUCAAAGAAGUGGGCACUCUUGUUCUUGGGAAUGGGCUUGAUUAAUCUUGUAGCUGCACCCCUCCAAAAUUACUUUUUCGGCAUUGCUGGUGGAAAAUUGAUUGAGAGAAUCCGAUCCUUGACAUUCCAGAAGGUUGUCCACCAAGAAAUCCGUUGGUUUGAUGAUCCUGCAAAUUCAAGUGGUGCCAUCUGUGCAAGGUUAUCUACCGAUGCUUCUCUGGUGAAAUGUCUUGUUGGUGAUACCAUGGCCCUGAUUGUCCAGAACAUAGCUACUGUCUUUGCUGGAUUAAUAAUCGCAUUCACUGCAAACUGGAUAUUGACUUUAGUAAUUCUGGCAGUUUCACCACUUUUUUUUGUUCAAGGAUUUCUUCAGGCAAGAUUUAGAGAAGGGUUUAGUGCAGAUGCAAAGUUGAUGUAUGAAGAGGCGAGUGAAGUUGCCAAUGAUGCCGUAGGAAGCAUCAGAACAAUUGCAUCCUUCUGUUCGGAGAAGAAAGUGAUGGAUUUGUACCAGAAGAAAUGUGAUGCCCCCAUGAAACAUGGAAUCAGAUUAGGAAUUGUUAGUGGCAGUGGCUUUGGUUUCUCCUUCUUUGCUUUGUACUGUACAAACGCCUUGUGUUUUUACAUUGGAGCGUUACUCGUGCAGAAAGGGUUAGCAACGUUUCCACAAGUGUUUAGGGUGUUCUUUGCAUUGACGAUUUCGGCUGUUGGCAUUUCACAAUCAAGUGCCUUGGCUCCUGACACCAACAAAGCCAAGGAUGCAACUGCGUCCAUAUUUGCAAUUCUAGAUAGCAAACCCAAGAUUGAUUCCAGUAGCAGUGACGGCCUGAUUCCAUCCUCUGUGACUGGUAGCAUUAAACUUGAGCAUGUCAGUUUCAAAUACCCAACAAGGCCAGAUAUUGAAAUAUUCAAAGACUUGUGCUUGAGCAUCCCUGCCGGGCAGACCGUAGCACUUGUUGGAGAAAGUGGUUGCGGAAAGUCGACAGUGAUCAGCCUGAUCGAGAGGUUUUAUGAUCCUGAUUCUGGCUGUGUGUUGUUGGACGGAGUUGAUAUCCGCAAGCUAAAGAUAAACUGGUUGAGGCAACAGAUAGGGUUGGUUGGCCAAGAGCCGAUUCUCUUCAAUGAAAGCAUCCGAGCAAACAUUGCCUACGGUAAACAGGGAGAAACCACAGAGGAAGAGAUCAUUGCAGCAACAAUAGCAGCAAAUGCACAUAACUUCAUCAGCUCGUUACCUCAGGGCUACGACACCAACGUUGGUGAACGUGGGGUGCAGUUGUCUGGCGGCCAAAAGCAGCGGAUAGCCAUUGCCAGAGCCAUAAUCAAGGACCCAAGUAUCCUAUUGCUUGACGAGGCAACCAGUGCGCUGGAUGCAGAGUCAGAGCGUGUGGUGCAGACAGCACUAGACAAAGUCACGGUUAACAGAACAACUGUGGUGGUGGCUCACCGCCUUGCCACCAUCAGAGGAGCUGAUAUCAUUGCGGUGGUGAAGAAUGGAGUGAUUGCCGAGAAGGGACCGCAUGAUAUGUUGAUGAAGAUCACUGACGGAGCAUAUGCAUCCUUGGUAGCGCUUCACGCAAGUGCAUCCUGAUUCCUGAUUCCUGACCUGAGAAAUCGAUCAUAUUCAGAUUAGUAACUCGUUUGUUGCCAACGAAUAACUUUUUUUGGUUCUUUCUUUUUUCUGUUUUCACGCAGCCAACAAGUCACUCCCAUGUAAAAGAGUAGUUCAUUUUAGAGUUUCAAAAACACUAAUGAAAUAAUGUUAAAAAU
Molecule: messenger RNA, 4052 nt
Organism: Rubroshorea leprosula
Lineage: Eukaryota; Viridiplantae; Streptophyta; Magnoliopsida; Malvales; Dipterocarpaceae
Source: the annotation of a GenBank genome assembly